GGAUCGACUCCACAGAGAUUAGGAACAGACUGUUGCUUUUUCGGCAGAUUUUUUUUUGGGGGGAAUACAUUUAAGAGUAAUACUUGAAAUCAUUAAUGUAGUUUACCGUUAAUAUUUUACACAUGAGUGUGAGGCUUCUCUAAAACUGUCAGCAGAGGGAAAUGACAUGUCAACGGUUAAACUUAAUGCUGCAAUUCGUGCGAGGACCAAACUCGACCGUCGUUAACGUCUGCGCUGCUGUUGGACCGAAGGAGACGGAGUGAACAGCAACAGCCAACUGAAGUUUAUUACUGUUUCCUCGAUAACAAAGGGGACGCUUUUCUUCUUUUUUGUGCUACUAUUCGACGCCAUCGUACAGUUAAAAGACUCUAAAAGACUUAAAAUGCAAGACACACUCGUCCACGGUGUUUGCAUUGUAAAAGGACAUGGAGCACGAGGGAGGACCGUCUGAGUAACGGUGAUUAACUUCUAUAUUCAGGACCUUUGCUUCGUCAAACCACUGCCACCAGAUUUUAUCAACUAAAUGUAAAGGAUCGUUUGGUUCAAGCUACCAUGGAUAUCUUUCCUCGGCCAAGCGGUGAAAUCCAGAGGAGGAACCCUCAGCAUGACUUUGAGCUCAUUCAGAGGGUGGGAAGUGGCACAUAUGGAGACGUGUACAAGGCCCGAAACAUACAAACAGGGGAGCUUGCUGCUGUGAAGAUCAUAAAGUUGGAACCAGGGGAUGACUUUUCCAUCAUACAGCAGGAAAUCUUCAUGGUGAAGGAAUGCAUGCACCACAAUAUUGUGGCCUACUUUGGGAGCUACCUCUGUCGAGAGAAGCUUUGGAUAUGUAUGGAGUACUGUGGUGGAGGAUCUCUGCAGGACAUUUAUCAUGUGACGGGACCUCUCUCGGAGCUUCAGAUAGCAUAUGUCUGCAGAGAGACCAUACAGGGUUUGGGAUAUCUGCACAGCAAGGGCAAGAUGCACCGUGACAUCAAGGGCGCCAACAUACUUCUUACAGACAACGGAGAUGUGAAGUUAGCUGACUUUGGAGUUGCAGCCAAAAUAACUGCAACCAUUGCCAAAAGGAAGUCCUUCAUUGGAACACCUUACUGGAUGGCUCCAGAAGUAGCAGCAGUGGAGAAGAACGGUGGCUACAACCAGCUGUGUGAUAUCUGGGCUGUUGGCAUCACGUCCAUAGAGCUGGCUGAGCUACAGCCUCCAAUGUUUGACCUACACCCGAUGAGGGCCUUGUUUUUGAUGUCGAAGAGCAACUUUCAGCCUCCAAAGUUAAAAGACAAAAACAAAUGGUCCACCUCCUUCCAUAACUUUGUCAAAGUGUCUCUAACAAAGAACCCAAAGAAGAGGCCCACUGCAGAAAAACUUCUAUCGCAUGUGUACGUGGCCCAGACGGGUUUGACAAGGAGGCUCGCUCUUGACCUUCUAGAUAAGAUGAACAACCCAGACAACCACCAGCAUUACAGUGAGGUGGACGACGAUGACCUCGAGCCCCUCUCUGCAGUCAGACACACCAUCCGCUCCACCAACAAACAAGCCAGGGCAGAGAGGACACGCUCAGAGAUAGACUCAAACAAUGGGACAAACCAAGGAGGGCCGUGCUCAAGUCCUAGCAUCACUGAGGGACACAGGGGGGACGCAGUCGACAAGCUCCAGUUCGAACCACCACUCCGGAAGGAAACUGAGGCUCAUUCUGAAAUGGAUGUGAGUAAAGAUAAUGACUUCCGUUCCCCCUGGAGUCCCUUUGCAGAGGGAGGAAUAACAACCAGAAGCCUUCUCAAAAGCGUUGAGGACGAAUUGUUCCAACGGGGACACAUCGCCCAUCUUGAAGAUGCCUUUGAAGAAGUGGAGCUGUCAACCCUCAAGCCAGGGGUUCCUCCUCCUCUGCCCCCGAAGCCACGAUUAAACAGCUCGUCAGAGGAGCUUGGCCUUAAUGAUGAGAGGUCUCUGACGGUUCGGAGGUUCCCUAACUCCGAUAACGGACCGAGCCAGGUCGUUCGCAUACAGAGCACACCUGAGAACCUGGGCAACAAGGUGGAGCACUCGUCUCCAGAUUUCCUCUCUGUCAGCGUCAGCAGCCCCGGCCUUUUGUCUCACGCCUCUGAUCCUGCUCUCAGUAAAUCUGAAUGUAAAGAUAAUGAUUCAGAUGACAGUGUGAAUGGAGGCAGUCCCAUGGCACCACCCAACCGACAGCACCGGAAGGAGAAAAAGGAAUUCCCUAAACCAGCUAUCAACGGUCUUCCACCCACUCCUAAAGUACUGAUGGGAGCCUGUUUCUCUAAGGUGUUUGAUGGCUGUCCACUGAAGAUCAACUGUGCCACAUCAUGGAUUCAUCCAGACACCAAAGAUCAGUACCUAAUCUUUGGGACGGAGGAUGGCAUCUAUACGCUGAAUCUUAAUGAGCUGCAUGAAGCCACAAUGGAGCAGCUGUUCCCGAGGAAGUGUACAUGGCUGUACGUUAUCAACAACAACCUGAUGUCUUUAUCUGAAGGGAAAACCUUCCAGCUGUACUCCCACAAUCUCAUCGGGCUGUUUGAGCAGCUGAAGAAGCCGGGCCUGGCUGCUCAGUUCCAGACUCAUCGCUUCCCAGACAAAAUCUUACCCAGGAGGUUUGCCCUGACAAUUAAGAUCCCCGACACAAAGGGCUGUCACAAGUGCUGCAUUGUGAGAAAUCCAUAUACAGGCCACAAGUACUUGUGUGGAGCGCUGCAGUCUGGGAUUGUCCUGUUGCAGUGGUAUGAGCCCAUGCAGAGGUUUAUGCUUAUCAAGCACUUUGACUUCCCUCUUCCCAGCCCACUGAAGGUGUUUGAGAUGCUGGUGGUCCCAGAGCAGGAGUAUCCUCUGGUGUGUGUGGCCAUCAGCAAGGGCACCGAGCCAGGCCAGGUGGUCCGUUUUGAGACUAUCAACCUCAACUCCUGCUCCUCCUGGUUCACAGAGAUGGGAACAACUCAUCAGCAGGUGGAUGCAAUCCAUGUCACCCAGCUGGAGAGAGACACAGUGUUGGUGUGUUUGGACCAAAAUCUGAAGAUUGUUAAUCUCCAGGGCAGACUGAAGUCCAACAAGAAGCUGGCAUCUGAGCUCAGCUUUGACUUCUGCAUUGGAUCAGUUGUGUGCCUUCAGGACAGCGUCCUGGCCUUCUGGAAACAUGGCAUGCAGGGAAAAAGCUUCAAGUCUAAUGAGGUGACCCAGGAGAUUUGUGAUCCAAGCAGAGUCUUCCGCCUCCUCGGAUCUGACAGGGUGGUGGUUUUGCAGAGCCGACCCACAGACAACCCCACGGCCCUGAGCAACCUCUACAUUUUAGCAGGUCAUGAGAACAGUUACUGAGCCUCUCCCAGAGAAAAGUGGAUAAGAUGCCUCAGUUUUUGGGAGUAAACUUCAGACUUUCACCUAAGGUUCUGUGUCAAGGAAAACGUCUGGUUUAAAACAAUUAUUGGGAGCUUUUGUUACUGAUCACAGGAUAAACAGGUCAGUCAGUCUGGUAUUAUUUAUUUCUGUUACUUUCUAUACUUAGCUGUAUUUAUUUCUAAAUAUCCCCGUCAAUAGAGGUUAAUCUUAUCUUAAAAAGAUGAGCCUCUUGAGUCUGGAUUCAUGAGUAGCCUUACACCAGCAACAAGUUCGCUGUAGCUCCACUCAUCGCAAACGACAAGGAAACUGUUAUUGGACAGAAAGUGGAGAAACCAUAAACGCUCAAAUGAACAUUGUUACUUAGCAUUUUUCUCACUUUUCUGUACCGUGGACUGAGUAACCAACACGUUAUUUAGAGGUAUUAUUGACAAAAGUGCCAUUAAAUUUCACAAUAAUUUGUGAUUUGUAUUAGCAAAACAAUUGGAGAGUUAUUGUGUUAUUGUCUGUAACAUGUCACUCAUAAUCACUGCCAGUGGCAGACGUUUGUAGGCUUGAGAGAAGAUUUUACAAGCUCUGUAGUAAAACUAAUAGCUCAGUUUUAGCAGAAACCCAUGAGCAUUGUGGGUUAUUUAAGCAAUAUUUAUUAACCUCAUGUUAAGUAAUAGGGUAUGUUUGAUUUACAGACCGUGUUAACAGCCAGUGACAGUGCAGUCCUGCUGUGUGAGGAUUAACUACCCAGUGAACAGUUCCUGAGCUGCUUUGGCUUAUUUUUACUGCUAUGUAAUAUAGUCUCAUCUCUCCUGCUCUGCCGCAUUUUUAGAAGUUGGAUAUAAUGUAAAUUUUUUUCUUUACCUUCCUCUUUUAUAGACCUUUUACUUCUCAUUAUUUGCACCAUGUAAGCACUUUUGUACAUUUUUUUAUUUAAAAUAAAAUGACAAAAUGAGGGACAA
Messenger RNA from Perca fluviatilis (European perch), 4292 nucleotides. RefSeq names its product mitogen-activated protein kinase kinase kinase kinase 5 (gene map4k5). The record is from RefSeq and is a predicted model, not a curated record. Lineage: Eukaryota; Metazoa; Chordata; Actinopteri; Perciformes; Percidae. Gene Ontology annotation, biological process: protein phosphorylation. Gene Ontology annotation, molecular function: MAP kinase kinase kinase kinase activity; ATP binding. Bases 553 to 3321 code for a protein of 922 amino acids. The transcript is spliced from 37 exons.